AUGAUAUUAACUCGAAGGAGCUACGCUCUCCCGACAUUCGUUCUCUUGUUUCUUAUAUAUAUACUUUUUUCGAGUCUACCGCAGGACGAGCAGACACGGCAUACUAACGACCGCGAUGAAUUUCAUCCGAAGGCUUUCAAACUACAUGACCAGAUCCGUUGGACUAAACGACCCGAGAAAUGGCCAGUUUCCGAGUACAUUCCUCUUCCAACAGCUGCUCCCUCUCCCAUCCCUAAAUUACAACAUGAUUUCCCGAAAGAAUCAUGGUUUGGCCGUUGGAGAAGAAUAAAGAAACAGGAUACCGUCAAAGAAGCGUUUAGGCACGCAUGGAAAGGGUAUCGAGAGCGCGCGUGGCUGUGUGACGAAGUCUCGCCUUUAAGCGGCGACUUUAAGGAAACAUUUGCUGGAUGGGGAGCUACUUUAGUCGAUUCUCUUGACUCGCUCGUCAUACUGGGCUUGAUGGACGAGUUCGAAGAAGCACUAGAAGCACUUAAUCAAAUAGAUUUCACGACUACCCGUGCCGGUUACAUCAAUAUCUUUGAAACAAAUAUCCGAUACUUGGGAGGAUUCCUAGGAGCCUAUGAUUUAACCAAUGGCACCUAUCCGAUUCUUCUAAAGAAGGCAAUUGAGGUAGCAGACCUGGUGUAUAGUUCAUUCGACACUCGUCAUCGAAUUCCCCAAGCUCGCUGGGAAUGGACUAGAACUGCUGAAGGAAUGGGCAUCCAACCAAGCCGAAGCACCAUUCUUGCCGAACUAGGCUCGCUAAAUUUGGAAUUCACGAGACUGUCCCAAUUGACAGGAGACCCGAAGUACUUCGAUGCCGUCCAAAGAAUCACUGAUCUUUUGGAGGACUCCCAGCGACACACCAAGCUUCCGGGCGUAGGCGCAAUGGCUGAUUCCACAUACGAAUAUCUUCCUAAGGAGCAUAUGUUGCUCGGAGCCCAGACAAAUCAAUUCCGCGACAUGUAUAACACCGCCAUGGAAACGAUUAAGGAGCGACUGCUUUUCCGUGCUAUGACGAAAGAUGGGAGAGACAUCCUCUUUCCGGGAAAUAUCUACACCACAUUCUCGCGCAGCCGAGAGAAAAUCGAUCCCCAGGUAGAGCAUCUCAAGUGUUACCUUGGAGGUACAGUAGGUAUUGGUGCCAAAGUGUUUGAUCGCCCGGAAGACCUGUCAAUCGCACGGAAAUUAACCGACGGCUGUAUCUGGGCGUAUGAUAUUAUGCCCACAGGGAUCAUGCCAGAGAUCAUGUAUGUCAGCGCUUGCAAGAAGAUGGACGAUUGCAAGUGGGAUCAGAAGAAAUGGUACCAAGAUCUGCGCUAUCAUCUAGCGAAAGGCUCGAGUGAAGAGUCACAUUCGCUGGCCAAAUCCCUCAUUAAAGACCAUGGCCUUCAGCCAGGAAUAUAUGGAAUUCCCAACGCUGGUUAUCACCUACGACCCGAGGCUAUUGAGUCUGUCUUCAUCAUGUAUCGGAUCACAGGCGAUAAAUCCUUGCAGGAUGCCGCCUGGCGAAUGUUCAAAAACAUCGAGCAUAUGACAAGGGCAGAGUAUGGACAUGCGGCAAUUGACGAUGUGCGCGAUCGCAAAACAAAACAAAUGGAUUACAUGGAAAGUUUCUGGCUGGCAGAGACUUUGAAGUACUUCUAUCUUAUCUUCUCCGAGCCAGACAUGGUCAGUCUAGAUGAAUAUGUCCUAAACACUGAAGCACAUCCAUUCAAGCGCCCAUCUCCUGCCGCCUGA
Molecule: messenger RNA, 1740 nt
Organism: Aspergillus tanneri
Lineage: Eukaryota; Fungi; Ascomycota; Eurotiomycetes; Eurotiales; Aspergillaceae
Product: glycoside hydrolase family 47 protein
Exons: 5
Coding region: 1-1740 (579 amino acids)
Biological process (GO): carbohydrate metabolic process; N-glycan processing
Cellular component (GO): endoplasmic reticulum; Golgi membrane
Molecular function (GO): calcium ion binding; mannosyl-oligosaccharide 1,2-alpha-mannosidase activity
Source: RefSeq, a predicted model, not a curated record